UCGCUUUCUUUCUUUUACUCAAUUAUCACCCGCUAAUCGUCCACUCUGCCUGCUUCUAUCUAGCAGAGUAAACUCUAUCAUGGAGAUGGACAAGCCAGAACCAACAUGGGCGGAAUUGCUAGGAAGCAAACAGUGGGAAGGUCUGCUCGACCCACUAAACCUAAGCCUCCGGCGACUGAUCCUCCGAUGUGGGGAUCUUUGCCAAGCCACCUACGACGCAUUCAACAGCGACCCACGCUCUAAGUACUGUGGCAGCAGCCGCUAUGGCAAGCGUUCCUUCUUUGAGAAGGUAAAAUUCCAGCCCGCUUCUGACUAUGAAGUUGCUGCCUUCCUCUAUGCCACCUCCCGCGUCGACGUCCCUCAAGCCUUCCUCCUCCACUCCCUCUCACGAGAAGCCUGGGACCGCGAAUCCAAUUGGAUUGGAUACAUCGCCGUCACCUCCGACCAUGUCAGUAAAAAAGUUUUAGGGAGACGCGAGAUAUACGUAGCAUGGCGAGGAACCACUCGGAAUUACGAGUGGAUCGAUGUCGCCGAUGCAAAGCCUAAGUCCAUCAAGUCACUACUGAAUUCACAGACGCAAGACCAUACUCAACAGCAAAGCCACUGGUACGAUCUUAUCCUGGACAGAGUUCACGACAAUGGCAGCGGCGACAGUAGUGACGAGGAGGAGGAGGAUAGGACGCCGAAGGUCAUGAAGGGUUGGUUCACCAUCUACACCUCUAACGACCCAAAAUCCCCCUUCACUAAACUGAGUGCCAGAGCUCAGUUCGUAACCAAGAUGAAAGAACUGGUGGAGCAAUACAAAGACGAGGAGCUAAGUCUUACACUAACAGGUCAUAGCCUUGGCGCAUGUCUAGCCAUCCUGAGCGCUUUCGAUGUCGUCGAGAACGGGUUGUCGAUCCCUGUAGCAGCAAUUGUGUUCGGCUGCCCACAGGUGGGUAACAAGGCAUUCGAUCAGAGGAUCAAGAAGUUUUCAAACCUCCGAAUCUUGCACGUAAAGAACGCAAUAGAUCUAAUACCACACUACCCAAGCAGGGCACUGGGGUACCAUUACACUGGCACUGAGCUUGUGAUUGACACUCGGAAAUCGCCAAGCUUGAAAGACUCCAAGAAUCCCAGUGACUGGCAUAACCUUCAAGCGAUGUUGCAUGUGGUUGCGGGUUGGAAUGGAGCAGACAAGGAGUUCGAAUUGAAGGUGAAGAGAACUAUUGCUCUGGUUAACAAGUCCUGUGAUUAUCUAAAAGAAGAGUUAUUGGUUCCUCCGUCAUGGUGGGUUGAGAAGAACAAGGGCAUGGUGCUUAACCAAAAUGAGGAAUGGGAGCUGACCCCGCCAUUUGAAGAUGAUAUCCCUGUCCCUGAAUUUUGAGUUCUAUUAUCCAUUUCAGUGCGGUUUGAUGAUUGAUAGAUCGCAUCUAGUUAUUAUACACUACUUCGAUAAAAAGUUGUACCAUCAAAUAAUCUACUAUGAGACUCUGGAUUAAUUCAUGUUAUGUUGGUUAAA
Nelumbo nucifera (sacred lotus) is the source of this 1501-nucleotide messenger RNA. RefSeq names its product alpha/beta-Hydrolases superfamily protein. The record is from RefSeq and is a predicted model, not a curated record. Gene Ontology annotation, molecular function: glycerophospholipid phospholipase A1 activity. Lineage: Eukaryota; Viridiplantae; Streptophyta; Magnoliopsida; Proteales; Nelumbonaceae. Gene Ontology annotation, biological process: lipid metabolic process.